AUGGGUUUUGAUAUGCAACCACAGGUACAUGUCGAUAGAGAGCCCUAUGUCUCUUCUGCCAAAGCUUUCCACACACUGGUAAUGAACUAUAUAAAGAGGAACAUAGAGAGCUGCUUCCUGGUAUGCAGUAUCCUGGGUGUUUAUCCUCGUUCACAUAUUGCAUGGGAAAUGGACAAUAGUAUCUCAGAAAGCAGUUCAGAAGAAACCGGGGCUCCUGGUCCAUUUCAUAUUAAAAGUACAGAGAAUAUUACGGGAUCAAAUUCAUCUUUUGAGUGUGCUAUUGAAAAUUCUCUUCUCAAGAAAACAUGGAGGCGAGAGAGCAAUUUUUCUUGACCAAACCAAAAUUUUCAUGUUACUGGUUUCGAGGUAGAAAAUGGGAGAUACUCUGUCUUGGACUAGAAUAUGAGUUCGCCACAGGACACAAUUGCUACUUACCCUCAAUUCUCAUAGAAUAAAGAGCUGAUGGAUCACAGUUCCUUCCCUGUCACUUUGAGAGAUCGUCAUGUGUGAGAUCGUGGCGAACAUUUGUGUAAUGUUUCUUCAACUGAGUGUAGUUUUCUCACUCUCCACAGGGUGCAUGUAGGUAAGUUGCAAAUAGGACUGGCUAAUCAACUUCCGAUGUUACAACAAAGGUUCGGUAAGACUUUUCAAAAUGUCACUGACGGAGCUACUUUUCCUCAUGGUGGUAGGAGACACAACCAUCUUUUGAUCAGCUACUUCCAGAAGAUUUCUUUUUCAUUGUUUCUGUGUUUUUAAAGGAAGGGAAACACGCACGUUUUGGUGGUUCUAAGAUAAAUACCUUCAAUUCUUGCUCACUGCCCUUUGUAAUAUAUACCCUAUAGUCUUGGUUUGGGAGCUGAAGCUGUAGGCACAGGGGAAGUU
This is a messenger RNA of Rattus rattus (black rat), 882 nucleotides long. RefSeq names its product HERV-H LTR-associating 2 (gene Hhla2). Lineage: Eukaryota; Metazoa; Chordata; Mammalia; Rodentia; Muridae. The record is from RefSeq and is a predicted model, not a curated record.